Messenger RNA from Hyalella azteca, 3563 nucleotides. RefSeq lists its product as uncharacterized. The coding region runs from base 4 to 1809 and encodes 601 amino acids. The record is from RefSeq and is a predicted model, not a curated record. NCBI's taxonomy places the organism in Eukaryota, Metazoa, Arthropoda, Malacostraca, Amphipoda, Hyalellidae. The transcript is spliced from 7 exons.
AGAAUGAAACGAACAUCAAUGUCUGAUUUUUUGGCUCUCUUACUAGUCCUCACAGUUUCUUUCUGUCAAUGGAAGGAAGUUUACACAGAUGAAGAAUGUUUCCCUUUCGGUCGUGAGGUCGAUAUAGACGACAUCCUCAAGCAAAUGAAAACAAUCGGUCGACGUUCAAAACUGACGUCUAAAGAAAGCAUAACUGACAAGUCAUGUUCGGGAAAUAAUAGAAACGAUUGCGUAAAGUCAAUGGAAACGAUUUCAUCCAACUCAAAUGAACAAAUGGUGGAAAUGAAAAUUGGUUCUGACGAACCUUUUAAAAGAAUUCCAUCAUCCAAUUCUGACAUUGGUACGGGAACACUGUACCUAAAUGAUGCCAAGGAUGAAGCGACUGAUAACGUUUUGGAUUACUCGUUGGACUCGGAAAAGUCCAACCUCAUAUCAAAUUAUGAUUGGGAUUCAUCAGAAAUUUUCGUGCAUUUGAACUCAACAAAUGACAGACAGAAACGGUCGAUGGACGACGGUGUGUCAGAUAUCCUGCAGCCCCUCAACGGAGAGAGACAGGCACGUCUUUUCUUCAACUACGAGAGCGCCGCCUCCUUCAACCUUUCCCUGCAACUGAGAAUUCCACUCAUCGCCUUCAAAUUGCCGGGUGCGAACGACGUGACACAAGACCUAGAGGACGGCAACGCGUUCGGCAAGUACUCGCUCUUCAACCUGUACCUGCUGGGGGCGCUGGCGGUGGCCAUACACACCACGGCGCAGGGGUCGCUGGACUCGGAGGAGCCCAGCCCAGAGGCUCCCUUGAGGCGCCUCGAUCCUGCGCCGCCGUCCCAGGGUAACACCAGCGCGCUACCGUCGACCGUGCACGCCGCUCUCGAGGAUGUCGUCGACGUGCUGAAGGAGGAAAACGCCAAAAGAAAAUUGAAAGUUUCGCAGAGCUCCGAUGCAACAAGCUUCAACUUCGACGACGAAUUUUACAUCGAAGACGUUCUUAUGCACAUAGAAGCGAUGAGCUCAAAGCAUUCGUACGAACCAGCGCUUGCUGACGAGUUUUGUUCAGAAGAAAAUUCUACCAACUGCAGAAAAAAGUUGGCAAAUACGUCACAGCAUUCACUUCAACAUGAGGAUCAAAACUUUUAUUCCGAAGCCUACGACAAUAUUCAAACGUCUAUUACAAGCUUAGAAGCUUUGACGGUAAUUAAUUCCACCAAUCAAACUACCGAGAUGUCUUUAAAUUCUUCAAUGGACGAAGAAAAAUCCAAUCAAACAUCGAAUUCAUACUGGGAUCUAACGAACAUUUUCUAUCACUUAAACUCGGAGGAUGAAAGAAUGGAAAGGCCGCUGGAGGACAGAAUGUCGUCGGAAACCCAGCUUCUGACUGCCGGUGAAAGGCAAGGUCGGCAAUUCAUAUUGUAUAACAGAGCUGCAGCCUUCAACUGGACUGUGGCCUUCACCGUGCCGCUCAUCGCCUUCACUCUGCCCGGAGCGGGCGACACAAGACAUGACUGGGAGGACAACAGCGUCUUCGGGACGCUUGUGUUCUCUCAACUUUUCAUGGUGGCGAGUCUCGUGAUCGCCUUGUACACCACCACGGUCGGCGAGAUAGGGGAGGAAGCACCGCUCCAGCCUCUUGGGAGAGCGUUUCGUACUUUAGGCGACUCGAGAGCGCUGUCAGAGGCCGUACACGGGGCGCUGGAAGAGCUCGCCGACGCGCUGGAGGUGAAGUCUUGUACACACCUUGCCACAUGCGAGGCCUACACCGACCUGCAUGCAAACAGCCUGCUCAGCCUGCCCUUCAGGGCCUACACACCGUGAGUUAUGAGUUACAUUGUACACACCUUGCCACAUGCGAGGCCUACACCGACCUGCAUGCAAACAGCCUGCUCAGCCUGCCCUUCAGGGCCUACACACCGUUACGGGACGACGUAACUGACGAGAGUGUGCUGACGUCACUUGAGGUCGCCGCACGUCGCUCGUCAGGAUCAGGAUCAUGUCGCAGGGAAUAUCCUUGCAUCGUCGAUCCCUUUGAGCUCAUGAACCUCGUCAUUGACUGGGUAGCUGGGAAAUUCUCUUCUUGAUGUCGCUAGCACUUACUAAACAUUACAUGAGAAUAAGAACCUGUUAACUUACAUAUUGUCAGUAAUGACUUCGUUUGGAAAUUUCGAUAAAGAUUUGACUUAGCUAGGUUUGAAAUAAAAUGUCUUAGGGAAUUGUUCGAUUUAGGCGUCUUGGUUGAAUUGUAAUUUAAAUCGCCUAAAAGUGACAAACGGAAAUUAGACAUUGAUAAUGACUCCUGGCCAUUAAAAUCAUGGUGAAUAAACGAAAUUUAACACAAUUACAAGAAAAGCUGGAAGCAACGAUUGCAAUUUUGCUUCAAACUUUGUAGUACCGUUAUUGAGAAGCAUAAAUUACGCUAUUUUUCACGCAUUGUAUGUAAAGUCGAUCUACAGUAAUUAAUUCCAGAACAAAAAUUCCGAAAAAUCUAGUCACAAUUGAGUUAAACAAGAAACAGAAUUCUGCCACAGGCCAAUAAAUAUAGCCGUGAAUUGUUUCAAAAGUUCGAAAUAUAAGUUAAAAUUCAAUUUUCAGGCGAUAAAGGGCUGUAGAGAUAUUUCGAAUAGUUCAUAAGGGCAUUGAUGGCAUGGCAAGUAGAUUAUAAGGUCAUUACAGGCAUUGCAAGUAGUUUAUCAUUGACUAGCAAAGUCAACAUAGGCUCUCGAUGUAUCAUAUUAAUCGUUCACGUUGUGCACAAUGAAGCCCCCUACAAUAAUUAUUCUCCGCCAAUUUAAGUUUGUUUUUCCAAACAAACUUGACUGAUAAUAGGCCUGAGAUGAAAUUGUUCUCGUACAGUCAUAGAACUGCGGAUCAGCCUUUUAUUUGUAAGGAUUUGUAACUGAACGGUGUUGGGUUACGUUCUUGUAUUUUGAAUAUUGUCCAGAAAAAUCAGAUAUGGCUUGUUAAGGCAUUGCAAGAUUUAUGACAAGUCAAAGAAGUUUUAAAUUGAUUAAAAGGAAGGAUUUUCCUUCAAAAUUGAACGAUCUUACGCCAAGACUUCGUACAAAUAAUUUUCUAAUUGAAUUUCAUGAUGAGAACUUGGAAAAGUUUGUCAGGGAAAAAUUACUCUUGGUUUUAAGUAAAAUUCAAUUACUGAUUUCAUUUCAAUGACUACUUUGAACACUGCUUAGUUUGAACAUUUUUGAAAAACAACACUUUGUUUAAUGAUUUACAUAUACGAUGAUCUGAUGAUUAUGACAGUCAGUUGAAGCCAGUUGCUUCAUGGAAUAUCGCGUGUGCUGCAGUUUUUUCUCCGAUCCACGAUGUUCAAAUGUAUUGAGAUGGGCUGAAGUGGAUUGAGAAUAGGAUUUAGUGUAAGAUAUUAAUUAAUAAAUUAAUAUUAAGUAAUUAAAAUAUUUCGAGUGAUCAGUUAUCACUCGAAAGAAUAGCUCGCUAGAUACAUGAAAAUCAUUUCAAGAUUAAAAUCAGAAUGGGAGAAAUUUUAUGCUCAAAGCUGCGUAGAUACGUGUUAAGCACAGUUAAGUUUUUACAUCAUUUAUAACUUGAUAUAUUUU